This is a messenger RNA of Drosophila rhopaloa, 1678 nucleotides long. RefSeq names its product CCA tRNA nucleotidyltransferase 1, mitochondrial. The record is from RefSeq and is a predicted model, not a curated record. Gene Ontology annotation, molecular function: nucleotidyltransferase activity; RNA binding. Gene Ontology annotation, biological process: RNA processing. Bases 145 to 1596 code for a protein of 483 amino acids. The transcript is spliced from 2 exons. NCBI's taxonomy places the organism in Eukaryota, Metazoa, Arthropoda, Insecta, Diptera, Drosophilidae.
UCUAAAUACUGGGUGUAAAUUACAUUUGGUAACGAAACUCAAACUCAAAACAUUUAAUCUUAACUUUUUCGAUAGUUCCGUUGCUUACAAAUCACACACAAAGGCAGGAGUGUUUGGAAAAGUAAAGCUUGGCAAAACCUCUCCAUGAAUGGCCCACGCCGCCUCGUUAAGCUGACCACACGUGCGUUUGCCUCAUUGGCGUUGAACGUCCGACAAAGUAGUCGCUGGAUGAAGACCAUGGCCGGUCGCAUGUCGCCGUGUCCGGUUCGCCCACGAGAUGCCUCCCCCGAAUUGAUCGCCCAGCUAGGGAAAUUGCCCAGGAUGCGCAAGAAUCCGGCAUUCCGAAAGGUGAAAUCUCCAGAGUUCCAAAGCAUAUUCACGCCCGAGCUGAAAGAGCUGGAGGCUAUGUUUAAGAAGUACGACUACGAGCUGCGGAUUGCAGGCGGGGCUGUGCGCGACAUACUGAUGAGCAUUCCGCCAAAAGACAUUGACCUGGCCACCACCGCCACUCCAGACCAGAUGAAAGCGAUGUUCGAGAAGGAGGAGGUGCGGAUGAUCAACGCAAAUGGAGAAAAACACGGAACUAUUACUCCUCGGAUUAAUGACAAGGAGAACUUCGAGGUGACCACGCUGCGAAUCGACAUACGCACCGAUGGACGCCAUGCGGAGGUGAUAUAUACCACCAACUGGCAACUGGACGCGAACCGCCGUGAUUUGACGAUUAACUCCAUGUUCUUGGGCUUCGAUGGCACCGUCUACGACUACUUUUAUGGCUUCGACGAUUUGCAGGAGCGUCGUGUGGUCUUUGUAGGCGAAGCGGGUAUCCGGAUUAAGGAGGACUUCCUUCGCAUCCUGCGCUACUUCCGUUUUUACGGGCGCAUUGCUAAGGAUGAAAAUAACCACGACGAGGCCACUUUGGCUGCUGUAAAGGAGAAUGCGGGAGGCCUUGCAAAGAUAAGCGGUGAACGGAUAUGGACGGAACUGCAAAAAAUUGUGGUGGGCAAUUACGGAUCCGAGCUGCUACUGGAGAUGCACCGUUGUAACCUUUUUGAGCACAUUGGGCUGCCUGUUGAGCCCAACCUGGAAGAAUACGAGCGACUUUGUGAAGCCCUGAAGAACUUCGAUAAGCCGCAUUAUCCCAUUUUGUACAUUGCAGGGAUGCUGCACUCGGUGGAAGAUGCCAUAGCUAUGCACAAACGCCUAAAGUUAUCCGCCUACGAACGGGACCUGGCUAGGUUCAUCACGCAGGAGCGAGAGAAGGUGGACACAGAUUACACGACCCUGCGCGACUACCAGAAACUUUGCUUGAAGAAGUACAUCCAACGAGAUUACGUGGAACAGUUGCUGAAGUACUCCAACAAACUUGAACUUUACAAUCAGCUUAAGUCUUGGGUACAGCCGGAGUUUCCGAUUAGAGGCAAUACUUUGGCUGAGCAUGGUCUUAAGAAAAUACGGCUAGGUCUUGUUCUGGAAGAACUUAGGCUACUUUGGGCAGAUAGCGAUUUCCAACUAAACGACAUAGACUUGCUGAAAAAGAUUCCCGACAUCUUAGAAAAGAUACCAAGUUCUCCCAUUAAAGCAAAACGUUCAAAGUAGUACUGAUUCGAUGUCAAGGACUUCCUUCUUGCUGUUUAUAUUUAUUAAAAGUUUUUCCGACCAUUUCUUUGGAUCAAGUUUA